AUGUCUCAAUACCCACGAAAUGACGCUCCUGGUGUCCCUGUCCAGCCCUCGCUAUCCUUUACUCAAGGAUUUCUCCUCGGCCAGCUUUCCGUCGUCCUAUUAAUCGGAGCUUUCAUCAAGUUCUUCAUCUUCGGCGAAGCACCAGCACCUCCAUCGCGUGGGCUAGCCAGCCGCACGGCAACACAUCGUCGGACAUAUUCCAUAAACCAGGGUGAUAGAGAUAGCAACAAUAGUGGUAGUCCGCGGUCAUUGCGAGAAAAACCGUCUACUUCCAAUGUCCUGCGCCCCGUGCCGUCAUCCGCAACCAAUACUCGUUCGAUUUUGAGAAAGACAUAUUACAAUGCAAUCCCCACGCAGCUCUCUCACAAUAAACAAGGCCGACAUAGGAUACAACAUUCUACGCACCAGCCCGAGUCUCUGGAUUGGUUCAAUGUUCUAAUCGCACAAACCAUUGCUCAAUAUCGUCAAACGGCGUAUCUGCUCAAAGACUCGCCUACUUCUUCAAUCCUUGAUUCCCUAUCUGCUGCCAUCAACGACCCCCAGAAGAAGCCAUCCUUUAUUGACACUAUUAAAGUCACGGAUAUUUCCCUAGGCGAAGAAUUUCCUAUAUUCAGUAAUUGUCGCGUCAUCGCCGUGGACGAUGCAAAUUCAGAUGGGGGCAGGUUACAGGCGUUGAUGGAUGUUGAUCUGAGUGAUGACAAUCUGUCUCUAGCUAUCGAGACAUCGUUGAUUUUGAAUUACCCAAAACCGCGCUCCGCCGUUCUCCCAGUCGCUUUGUCGGUUUCUGUUGUUCGUUUCUCUGGAACUCUCUGUAUUUCCCUCAUUCCGGCUAGCACGUCAGCGUCAUCACAGACUUCGUCCACCUCUCCGACGCCGGAUGCUAGCAGUCUAGGCAUGCGUUCGCUUUUCCAGCACCUUUCCGCGGAGUUGAACGGAACAGCUGCAUCUCCGACACCAGAUCGGGAGAAAAAAGGGGUACCUAAGACGAAUCUGGCAUUCUCAUUUCUGCCCGAUUACAGAUUAGAUUUGUCUGUGAGGUCUUUGAUUGGAUCUAGGAGUAGACUGCAGGAUGUUCCCAAAGUGGCGCAAUUGGUUGAAGCCCGUAUUCACGCCUGGUUUGAAGAACGGGUUGUAGAGCCACGGGUACAAGUAGUUGGCUUGCCUGACUUCUGGCCGAGGAUGGGACGCACAGGCGUAAGGCCGGGUGAUGAUGCUGAAGUCGGAGCGACUGCUGCAGCGGCAGCUGUAUCAUCCCGAAUUGGUCCACAGCAAACAGUCGUCGCAACUUCGGGAUCCGAGGAGGCCAUUCUCGAGGAUAACCCAGGGCAAGGCGGAGUGAGAUUUCGCGGGCCAACAAGAUAUGAUUCUACGAAUUUUCAAGAUCUCCCUCCCCACUCGAAUUCUGUUUAUAAUCAGGACUAUGAUUCCCGAGGGAGUGCUUCUGUUACGGGCAACGAAGCUCUUGAUAUGCCUGGCUCGUUACAUAGAGCCGUUCCCACGCCAUGA
Molecule: messenger RNA, 1506 nt
Organism: Talaromyces atroroseus
Lineage: Eukaryota; Fungi; Ascomycota; Eurotiomycetes; Eurotiales; Trichocomaceae
Product: Maintenance of mitochondrial morphology protein 1
Exons: 3
Coding region: 1-1506 (501 amino acids)
Biological process (GO): phospholipid transport; mitochondrion organization
Cellular component (GO): ERMES complex; endoplasmic reticulum
Molecular function (GO): lipid binding
Source: RefSeq, a predicted model, not a curated record